AUGGAAGGAUCAGGUCCGCGCCAAACUGGACGUGCAGAAUCUCAACGACAGGACAACUUUCUAAAUCUCGAACGAGCGAAGGACCAAGAUAAUCAACGAGAGGGCAGUGUGAACACCUCUCACAUGAGUAGAAGCCGCUCAAAAGGGAAAGAUCACGCGUCCCACAAGCACAACGAGCGAAAGGCUCUGCAGCAAGAGAUUGAUGAUUUGAAGAAGAAGCUGUGUCGAGCCCAGCGAAAACGUCCUUCACCCGACUCGGACACUGGCAGUUAUGAGGAUGGCGAAUACAGACGAAGGUCGAGAACUCCUCCGAGUGAGACUUUUUCCUACGAGGAAGAACGGUCUCGCAAACGCGGCCACAAAAGCCCGUCUUACCAAGGCCUGGCCAAUGACGCCAUGAGCAAGGCCCUGGAUCGCAUCUUCCAGUCGCCAUUCACACGUAGAAUAGAAAGGGCAGUGCUUCCUCAGCGAUUCAAUCAGCCAACGUUUGCCAUAUACAAUGGUCGAACUGACCCAGUGGAGCAUGUAAGCCAAUUCAACCAGAGGAUGGCCGUCCACUCCAGGGACGAGGCGUUGAUGUGUAAGGUGUUUCCAUCCAGCUUGGAACCCCUGGUAAUGAGAUGGUUUGAUGCCCUCCCGCCAAAUUCCAUAGAUUCCUUUAAGCAGCUGACACAGGCUUUUGGUUCCCGCUUCAUCACCAGCACUAGAGUCCCUCGGCCCCUCGACUCCCUUUUAUCCUUGUCCAUGCGGGAAGGAGAAACGCUGAAGGCCUACUCGGACAGAUAUUGGGAAAUGUACAACGAGAUAGAAGGAAACUAUGAUGACGUCGCCAUUAGUACAUUCAAAAGGGGUUUGCCGAAAGAGCAUGGCCUGAGAAAGUCCCUCACUGGGAAGCCAGUCACCAGCGUGCGACAACUCAUGGACAAAAUAGACAAAUACAAAAGGGUCGAGGAGGACCAGCAGGUUGGGAAGGGUAAAGCGAAGGUUGUCCCUCAGGAGAGGAGGGACUUCAGGUCGGACCGCUUUAGCAGCAGUAACAAGCCGAGAAGAGAUUACAUGGAACAGUCCGGAUCUACCGGGGCUCAGGCAGUCCAUGCUGUGUUCCGAGAACCAUUGCACAAGAUCUUGGAUAAGGUGAAGUGUGAACCUUUCUUUCAGUGGCCGAACAGGAUGGCAGGCGACCCCUCAAAACGCAAUCAGAAUCUAUACUGCGCGUACCAUCAGGAGCCCGGUCACACCACCGACGAUUGCAGGAAUCUGAAAAACUAUUUGGAUCAGCUUGUCCGAGAAGGAAAGCUGAGACAUCUAUUGCACCGCCCUGAACAGUCAAAUGUCGAAACCAGACAAGGCGCAUUGAGGCCACCCAUAGGCACGAUAAGUGUCAUUCUUGCCACACCUGGGAGAACCGAUUCCGGCCCGUUCAGAGUAAUGUCAGUGGGCAGGUUCCCGACGGAGCCAGACGAAAGGGAAUCCAAGAGAGCCAGAGUAAGCGCCACGCCAUUAAUCGGGUUCACGGAGGAUGAUAAGCAAGGAACUAUUCAACCCCAUGAAGAUGCCCUAGUCGUGACGCUCAGAAUAGGAGGUUAUGACGUGAAAAGGGUGUUAGUCGAUCAAGGCAGCGCUAUGGAGGUAAUAUACCCUGAUUUGUAUAAGGGGCUGAACUUGAAGCAGGAAGACCUGUCACCAUAUGAUUCACCCCUGGUUAGCUUUGAAGGAAAAAUCGUCAUCCCGAAAGGCAUGAUUAGGCUGCCUGUGCAAACAGACUCGGACGUAGUGGAAGUGGACUUCAUCAUCGUAGAUGCAUACUCCCCCUACACAGCUAUUGUGGCCCGGCCAUGGCUUCAUGCACUAGGGGCUGUGUCGUCAACCUUGCACCAAAAAGUGAAGUAUCCGUCAGGAGGUCAAAUCAAAGAGGUAAUAGGGAAUCAAGGAAUGGCCAGACAAUGCAUGGUGUCGGCAAUUUCACGACGACCAAGCAGCGAACCUUCCACUUCAGCCGGGAACAGCUUAUAG
Molecule: messenger RNA, 2013 nt
Organism: Quercus lobata
Lineage: Eukaryota; Viridiplantae; Streptophyta; Magnoliopsida; Fagales; Fagaceae
Exons: 1
Coding region: 1-2013 (670 amino acids)
Source: RefSeq, a predicted model, not a curated record